AUGAGCCGACGUGCUGUUGCAUGGCUGCGGAACGACUUGCGCCUGCACGACAACGAACUUUUCCACGUGCGAGGACUCCAAGCAGCUUCCGAGCUCUUGGUUGUGUACUGCAUUGACCCACGUCAUUGGGAGCAGAGCCCGUGGGGCGACCACCGGAGAUGUGGACCUUUCAGGAGCCGGCUGAUCGCUGAGUCCCUGGAGGUGCUGGCCGAAUCACUGCACAGCAUCGGCUCGCGUUUGAUUACUGUCGCCGGCCGACCCGAGGAGGUACUGCCGCAGCUUCUGCCACCGGGGUCUAUGCUCGUGUACCAGGCAGAGGACACUCACGAUGAGCAGCAAGUGGAAGAGGCGAUCCACCGGAGACUUCAAGCCAAUGUCGAGGUGUGCCGCCAUUUCGGCCAGACUCUCCGAAACCGGGAGGAUCUGGGCUUCGACAUUUUGGAGUGGUUGCCACUUCCCUUCGGCAGGUUCUACCACGAGACGUGUGCGGCCGUAACUCCGCGCAAGGAGCUGCCUGCCCCAGGCAAGGGGCAGCUGCCACCUUCCAAAGUUGACGCCGGACUCGGACUCGACAUGGUUCAGCCAGUGGCUGGAUGUUUGCUUCAAGCCAUGGGUCUGGGCUCGGAACUUCUCCAAGAGCCCAGCGCCGGGGAAUUUCAGUGGCGUGGUGGAGAGGCCGAAGCCUGGAAGCAAUUGGAAUCCUACUACACAAAGACAGGAUUGGGAAGAUAUCAGCAAACCCGGAAUCAGCUGCACUGCCACUGUAGCAGCCGCCUAUCCCCUUGGAUGGCUGUCGGUUGCCUGUCGCCUCGCUCUGUGUAUUGGCGAGCCGUACAGUUUGAGCGCGAGAACGGCAAGGACAACGACGGGCGCUUCGACCACGUCCAAAAGUUCAUUUUCCAGCUUUGCUGGCGCGACUACUUCCACUUCUACUGCGCCCACUUCGGCCGCCGGGUCUUCUUCCUGUCCGGCCCUGCCCGGCGAGCGCGCUCAUGGAGGAGAGACGCAGCCAUCGAACAGAGCUGGAAGCAAGGAAGGACUGGCGUGCCCCUUGUGGAUGGACUGAUGAGGGAAUUGGCCGCGACUGGGUUUAUGGCAAAUCGCGGACGCUACAUAGUAGCCUCCUACUUGAUACACUACCUCAACAUUGACUGGCGCGUAGGGGCCGAUUGGUUCGAAAGUCUUCUGUUAGACCAUGAUGUUUGCUCCAACUAUGGUGAGUGGGCGUCCAUGGCAAACAUCGCUGUCGAUCUUGGCGACAAGUACCCGUUGGGCUUGAAGGGGCGCGGUCCCACAGGAGGCCGCAGGCCAGGUGCGCGAGGUGGCGGUGGCGAUCCGUGGGCAAGGGGUGUGGAGCUUGGGGACUCCAUAUUCGAUCCGUUCGAGCAGGCUCGUCAGUACGACCGCGACGAAAGCUACGUGAGGCGCUGGGUGCCAGAAUUACGGUCUGUCCCAGUUGGUAGCAUCCACGGCCAGCCCAGAGGUCCUAGUGGCUAUCCAUCCCCUGUGGCGGUCGAGCCAGUCAUCCUGAGCCGCCGAUGCAUACGGCCUGCACCUGGUGCGAAGGAGGUCCAGCCGAAGCAGCAGAGCCUGCCUCGAAAGGCCGAAGAUCCGCCCACAAGGAAGGAACAGUUCGCUGCUGCACCUCCGUCGCACUCGCUGCCUCGCCCAGCACGCCGAUGGCAGGCGAAAGGCACGAGGAGCAUGGCUGCCUGA
Symbiodinium sp. CCMP2592 is the source of this 1716-nucleotide messenger RNA. The record is from the annotation of a GenBank genome assembly. Lineage: Eukaryota; Dinophyceae; Suessiales; Symbiodiniaceae.